Molecule: messenger RNA, 2361 nt
Organism: Brassica napus (rape)
Lineage: Eukaryota; Viridiplantae; Streptophyta; Magnoliopsida; Brassicales; Brassicaceae
Exons: 4
Coding region: 1-2361 (786 amino acids)
Source: RefSeq, a predicted model, not a curated record
AUGGAUGAGCAGAACGAGCUACCCGAAGCUACCCAGAGAGAAGCUGAGCUCCAAAGGCAGCUCGAUGGUCUACAAAGUAAAGUAACCGAGCUGCACAGAGCUCGAGAGGAGGUUGUGGAGAGUCAAGAGCUCUCCUCAGAAGUCCAGAGCUUGAAGGAGAAGCUCGACAAACAUUCCAAGCAACUGGAGCAGAGCGCCGAGAAGCUCAGCCAGCUCGAAUCAGAGAACCUAAUCCUCUGUCAAGUAACUGAGUUGCAUAAAACUCGGGAGGAGGCUAAUCCCGAGCUCUCCUUGGAAUUCCAGAGCUUGAAGGAGAAACUCAACGAACACUCCAAGCAACUGGAACAGAGCGCCGAGAAGCUCAGCCAGCUCGAAUCGGAGAAUCUUAACCUCCGUGACGAGAACCAAGCCCUCAACACAAAGAGUAACAAGAAGCGUCGAUUCCGGUCUCAGGUCCGCCCUAUGCCGACUCUGGAGACACCCAACUUCGGAACAGGUGCGAAUCUCCCACCUAUGGCGUCGGGAGGAGACGCAUCAACGCGCGAGAAGGCUAAGGAUGCCCAGACCUACGACGUGGAAGACAGUGAAUCUGAGGCGGAACCCAAUAAGGAAGCACCUGAUGGAGCAACGAAAGCAGAGUCUCCUAUGGUCGCUUACCUGGAACAGAUGUUCUCCAAGAGGCUCGAUGCCAUGCAGUCCAUGGUAGAGAGGCUCCCAGGAGUAGCUCCCCCCAUCCGGAAGAGAAACCCCGACUCUUAUGUCGAUACUCCUUUCACGGAUGAGAUCACCUUGAUCGAGAUGCCUAGGAAGUUCUCCUUCCCCAGCAUAAUGGCGUAUGACGGCACCACUGAUCCGGAUGACCACUUCGCCCAAUACAGACAAAGGAUGCUCGCCGUAGCACUCCCAAAGGAGUCGCGUGAAGCUACCAUGUGCAAUGGGUUCGGCUCCACCCUGACCGGAUCCGCUCUGCAAUGGUACAUCAACCUACCCUCCAGGUCCAUAGCCUCCUUCGCGAUUCUCAGCGAUAAGUUCGUGGAACAAUUCGCCCGAAGCAGGGAUCUGGAAAAAAUCUCUGAUGGCCUCUACGAAAUCCUCCAGCACAUGGUGGAACCCCUGCGAGGCUACAUAGCCCGCUUCAAUCAAGAGAAGGUGGCUAUCUCUGCCUUCAAAAGAGGCGUACUCCCCGACGGGGAUCUCUAUAAGGAGUUAACCAAAUACCAGUGCAAAACCAUGGAAGACGUCCUAUCUCGAGCCUUGGCGCAUGUAAAAUGGGAAGAAGAUGUCGCUAGCCGCGCUAAGGCGCAACAAAAGCAGGAUCCGAAGACGAUCAGAUCAGACCGAACCGAGCAAGACGAGAAACCCUCUCAAAGACCAGCCAGGGACUCUGGAAAUCGAAACCGGGGCAGAUACCAGAACCAGCCAAUCGAUAAGGCAAAAGGGAUGGCAGUGUCCACGUGGCCAGACAUCUCUCACCGCUCCAUCUCAAGGCCGGAGCUGAUCAAUGUUCUGAGGCGGAUGGGCCAACAGGUUAAGUGCCCUCAGAAGAUGAAAGUACCCUACUCUUUCCGGAACCCUGGUUUCUGGUGCGACUUCCACCGAGACCACCGUCACCAAAUGGAGGACUGCGUCGCACUAAAGAUCGAGGUCAACGAGCUGCUUAAGAAAAGACACCUCAGGGACUGCAUACAGCCUGUCAAGACCGCGGCCUUAUCCUUCCCUCAACGGUCUGAUCAAGCUCUGGACCGAGUGAUUCAUGUCAUAUCGGACGGUUCGGAGAUCAGCGGCAUAAGCCACGCAGCCGCGAAGAAAAGCACCUGGAACGCCAAGCACGGCCUAGAGGCAGCCAAGCCAAAACGCCUACUCCUAGGUACGGACAAAAUAAGUUUCACAGCCAAGGAGCAGGAGAAAGUUCUCACCCGCAUCACGAAGCCCCUGGUCAUAUCGCUCACUGUAGCGAAUUUCCUGGUGAAAAGGAUACUAGUAGAUAAUGGAAGCUCCGGCAACAUCAUCUUCCAGGCCGCAUACAAGGAUCUGGGGAUGGAGGAAAGCGCUCUAACUCGGAGGAUAACCCCGCUUAUAGGGUUCAGCGGAGAAGUCAAACAAACUGUAGGAGAGGUGACACUCCCCGUAUACGCUGAAGGGAUCAACAUGUCAACCAAGUUCCUCGUUGUUGGCUGCGACUCAUCCUACAAUAUGAUCCUAGGACGGCCCUGGAUUCACGGCAUGGGAGCCGUCCCUUCGACUCUUCACCAGAUGGUGAAAUUCCCUACACCCUGGGGCAUAAAGGCGAUCAGAGUAGAUCAGGUGUAUUGCCGCUCCUGCUACCAGACUACUCUGAAGGGAAAUACCAAGGUCUUAUAG